GAUGAGCAGCUAGAGAUGGGUGGAGGAAUAACACGUCCUCUCGCUUUCUCUUGUAAGUUACGAUGAGGCACGGAGAGUGGAGCGGCGACAACAGCAACUGUUGCUGAUGAUGGUGCCUCUCCAGUGCGUUCGACUGGCCGUGGGGACCUAUUAAGCCGUUGUGACAGUUGCGAACGUCUUCCCGCCCACUCCUCGCGCUGUUUAUGUGCGUGAGCCUCCGCGCGCCUCGCCAGACGGUUGCUUGCCAGGUUCGACCAGGGCCCUGUCGACGUCCAUCGUAGUGGCGGCCUGGCAUAUCCGCAAACCUAACGCGCUUCCUCAACUCCAGUAAGGAACCAUGCGGCUAUGUGGGGCGCUUCUAAAAAGCCCCAUUCCCAAACAAAUCGAAUACUACUCUCGCUUUUCCCCGUCGCCGCUGUCUAUCAAGCAGUUCCUGGAUUUCGGGCGUGAUAAUGCAUGUGAGAAAACAUCGUACAUGUUCCUGAGAAAAGAGCUUCCUGUGCGACUUGCUAAUACAAUGAGAGAAGUAAAUUUGUUGCCUGAGAACUUGUUGAAUAGGCCUUCUGUUAAGCUAGUACAAAGUUGGUAUAUGCAGAGCUUUCUUGAGCUUUUAGAAUAUGAAAAUAAAAGUCCUGAAGAUCCACAUGUUUUAGAUAACUUUUUAGAUAUCUUAAUUAAAGUCAGAAAUCGACACAAUGAUGUUGUUCCUACCAUGGCUCAAGGAGUUAUUGAUUACAAGGAAAAGUAUGGAUUUGAUCCAUUUGUGAGCAGUAAUAUUCAAUAUUUUUUAGAUAGAUUCUAUACAAAUCGCAUCUCAUUUCGCAUGCUCAUUAAUCAGCACACACUGCUUUUUGGUGGAGUCACCAAUCCUGCUCAUCCAAAACAUAUUGGGAGCAUUGAUCCUACUUGUAAUGUGGCUGAUGUAGUAGAAGAUGCCUUUGCAACUGCCAAGAUGCUGUGUGAGCAGUAUUAUCAAGUAGCACCUGAUUUGGAAAUUGAAGAAUUUAAUGCUAAAGCACCAGGCAAGCCCAUUCAGGUUGUCUAUGUACCCUCACAUUUGUUUCAUAUGCUUUUCGAAUUGUUUAAGAAUUCAAUGCGAGCUACAGUGGAGCUACAUGAAGGUAAAUGUAAAAGCUAUCCAUCAAUUAAAACUUUAGUCACUUUGGGAAAAGAAGACCUAUCAAUAAAGAUAAGUGAUAAAGGUGGUGGUGUACCUUUGAGAAAAAUAGAUCGUCUUUUUAAUUAUAUGUAUUCAACUGCUCCCAGGCCUAAUUUGGAGCCAUCAAGAGCUGUACCUCUGGCUGGAUAUGGGUAUGGUCUUCCAAUUUCUCGUCUUUAUGCUCGAUAUUUUCAAGGUGACCUCAAAUUGUAUUCUAUGGAAGGAGUGGGUACAGAUGCAGUAAUCUAUUUAAAGGCACUAUCAAGUGAAUCAUUUGAAAGACUACCAGUUUUUAAUAAGUCAGCUUGGCGACAUUACAAAACCACUCCAGAAGCGGAUGAUUGGAGUAACCCUAGCAGUGAACCCAGGGAUGCUUCCAAGUAGCAAUAACGGCAGUGCCAGAUCUUGGCUGAUGCAAAGGGAAAGUUUCAGCUAUCUUGGGAUCCUCCUGCUGUAAGAACAUCAUGUCUCCAUCCUUAUAGUGUGCUGUACUCCCUUCUCUCAAAAUAAUUUGAAAACCUAGGAUUUAACAGCAUCUUAAAAUUCUUUGCAUCUUGGCUUUCUUCCCUGAAAUUGAAAUUGCCCUCAAUCAAAUGCUUCACUGGUGCUUUACACAUUCCAAAGAAAUUAGUCUGUUUUUAAAUUCAUUAAUCCUGUUAACCUAAAUGGAAGUUAUAUGUCACUGUUAGGUAGUGGUAUUUCUAUUUUGUAAGAAUAGAGCUUUAUUUGGUUAGAAAGCCUUUUCCUUUCCUAAGAGAAGGAAAAAUUGGUUGAUGCGCAUUUAUUGAAUAUAAUCAAAUAUUAGCUCAUUGGUAUAAUAUGAGAGGAAAUAGCUCCUUUUGCAUGCUUUUAAAAUUAUUUUUAAUAAUGAAAUAAAAAUAAGAAUAAUGCCAGCAGGAAGAAAUGACAAUGAUUAUAAAUGAAGAAAAUGUAAAAUAGCAAAAUAUAUUGUGAUGAUUAAAAUAAAAAUAAAAAGAGGAAAAACUAACAAAAAUGUAAACAGAUUCCUAUGAUAUCCUAUGGUAUUGGUACAAAAUUAAUCCAGCCCAUAUAUUAAAUGUCAGAUGAAAGUGUAUUUCAUCUUAUUUUCAGAACACAUAAACGUGUAAAAAGGACAGAAAAUCGUAUCCUGAACCCAAACCUUAAAAACAGAUGGAUACGCUUGUUUGCAUUUAGAUAAAAUUUUUCUCUUAGCCUUGCUCAGGCUUGAUAAAGCCAAAACAGAUUCCAUGUUUUACAUAUAUAUUUCAAUAUCAUAUUAAGUGUUUGGGCGGGGGGGGGUGUUGUUUCUCAGAAUUUACUGACAAAUAUAUUAAUUUGAAAACAAUAUGAUGUAGCUGAACCAGAUCAGAUUAUAUGAAUUAAGGAAUCUUCAAAUCUUUUUACAGCAUUAGCAUAAAAAUACUUUAAUACCUAACUAACCCUUUUAAAACAGUUAAGAAUGGUAAAAAAGCAUGAUUUACUUUCUAGUGAAUUUUGUUUUUAAAUCAUAAGUAUAGUUUAUAUUUUUUAAUAUUAGAAUCACUGAUUCUUCAAAAUUAGAGUAUUCCAGCUUCAUUCCACAAUUUAGAUGAAGAAUUGAUAUAACUUUAUUUUUUAUUUAAAUUGGAUUAAUGAUUUCCAUUAGAGUGCUGCUUCUAUUGAGGAUCCUAAAAUUUCAGGUAAUGUAUUUGGGUCGUUUUGCUUAAUAGAUCUGUCAGCUGUGUCUACUGAUAUGUGACUAUUGUAGGAAAGUCAUGUUCAAAAUGUAGUCUCACAAAAGUUUUUAAAACAACCUUUAGAAGUCAACAAGUUCAAAGUACAGGUAGUCCUCAAGUUACAAAUGUAAUGGAGCCCGCAAAUUACAUUCAUAACCCAAAGUUUUGUAGGAGUGAAUCACGAAACUUAAACAUGAUCACUCUCAUCUUUUGCCCACACAUUUGCUAAUCGAAUGUGUGGGUUAUUAAGUGCACAUGAGGUAUCUCAGAGUAGGGAAGGCCAUGGGAGGCCUAUUGCUUUCCCUGACCCACUCUCUUGCUUCCCUCCCCCCCCAUCCUGCCCAACCAGGUCACUUAUCUUAGGUAGUUUUUAAUCAUCAAUGAUAGUCCUCUUCAUGAUUUUGCUUGGAGCAAGGGGCUUGCCGAGGCCUACAGGGAUGAGAGAUUGAGACUGUAUUUGCAAAAACUUUUUGCUGGCAAAAAUGGAGGCUGGGAAGGGCGCACCUGCCCCUCCAGGCCUACAUUCUCGCUGUCAAAGGCCUCCUCAGGCCCUUUGCCAAUGAGAACGGAGGCCCAGAGGGAUUCACACACCAUCCUACCCUCUUCUUUCCAGCAGAGGGCUUGAGGAGGCCCUUGCCGGUGAGAACAGAGGCCGGAGAGAUGCAUGUGGCCCUCCUGCCCUCUGCUGUCAUUGACAGAGGGCCUGAGGAGGCCUUCACCGAUGAGAACAGAGGCUUGGAGGGACCCACUUGGCCUCGGUUCUUGCUGGCAAAAAAGCCCUUUGCCAACUAAAAAUGAAGGUUCGGGGGUAUGGACAUGCCCUUCCCGGCCUCUGUUCUGGGCAGCAAAGGGCUUUUGCAAAUAUGGCAAAAGGCUUUGCAAACAUAGGGAAAGCUUCAGUGCUUCAGGUCUUCCCUCCAUUUGGAAAGCCUUUUGGUGCAGAUCUCAUCUAGGCCUCCGUUUGCAGAGAACAGAGGCCUAAAGUACAGUGAGAUAAGGUGAGAUCAGUAGCAUGAGAUCUUGCAUUACUGAUCUUGCAGUACUUUAGACCUCCAUGCUCUGUGGAUGCACCAGAGACCUGGAGCACUGAACAGGCGAAGAAACUGGAGGCCCCCUGGAUCUUUGUAAGGUGUGUAUCCACAGGCCUAGUGCCUGUAGAAACCCAGCCCGUGGGGGGGGAUUAGGUAGGGCGAAUGUUGCAGGGCUUCUGGGAUCAUUUGUAAAUGUGAACAACUGCCAUGGUGCUGCAAUACGCGUAAUUUCGGUACUGUGUUGUACAUACUUGGGGUGGGGGGGGGGUCAUAACUUUGAAUAGUCACUAAGUGAACUCUCAUAACUGGAGGAUUGCCUGUAUCAAUCUCUUAUUUGCUUAAAGUGUUCCCUUGAGCUAUUUUAUCUGCUAUUUUCACAUUUGGCUAUUCCUCAAUGUUGAAUUCUCAUGUGAUUAAGGAUCAAAACAUAACCACUUAACUAUUAGUAACCAAACAUGUCUGGCAACUAUCAAGGUUAGUAACAAAAAUCCCUCUUUAAUAUUUGUGUCCUAAAAUUUGCCAGUAUUUUCAGAGGUGUUCACCUUUACCUCUGUAUAGCCAAAGAGA
Pseudonaja textilis is the source of this 4454-nucleotide messenger RNA. It is a transcript of the gene PDK3, whose product is annotated as pyruvate dehydrogenase kinase 3. Gene Ontology annotation, molecular function: pyruvate dehydrogenase (acetyl-transferring) kinase activity. The record is from RefSeq and is a predicted model, not a curated record. Gene Ontology annotation, cellular component: mitochondrion. NCBI's taxonomy places the organism in Eukaryota, Metazoa, Chordata, Lepidosauria, Squamata, Elapidae. Gene Ontology annotation, biological process: regulation of glucose metabolic process; protein phosphorylation.